UUGCACGAAAGCACGGAAGCAGCUGAUGAACCAUCAAACAAACAACACUGUUUGUCAACAAAUUUGGUCUGGUUUUUGUUUACGUCUCAGAUUAGAACCGAUGCGAUGCGGAAUUUUGUGUGAACUUAAAGCUGUUUUCAUUAAAUUACUUAAAUUAUCAGUUUGGACUGGUUUUCGAAUCCGUCGCAUCAUGGGCAUUCGCCACUUGGAGACAUAUGUGUGCACUGAGGUACGCAACGGUCACUUCAGGGUCAACAUCGAAGCCGAAAUCAGAAAGUACAAUGCCCGUGCACGUGAGCCGAACCCUACUCCGCCCGUUAUCGUGAUCGAUCUCAUGUCCCUGUUCAAUCCGGUGUCUCAGGCCGACCUCCCGGGAUUGCUCUGUGGCGGACGGUUCAACCAGGUGGCACACAUGCUGGAUAGGUUCUUUGCAAAGCUUGCCAAUCUAGGCGCGCGUCUGGCGUUCUUCUACGAUGGACCUACACAGGACACCAAGCACGAUACCUGGGUGCAGCGGCAGGACGAUAAGUACCAAAACAUGAUCGAGGUGAUCGACGCCGUUGAUCGCGGAUCAGACUUGUACUGGAUGGCCAACCGGAUGCAGCGUUCCAUUCCCAGCAAUACAAUGUACCCGCUCUGGCAUAUGGCCUCAAAGUACGGCGAAAUCAAAGUUUCCAUUCUGAAGGAAUGCGACCAGGAAUUGGCGGCCUAUGCGAACCAGGUCGGAGCUAUUGCCAUCAUCUCCAACGACACGGACUUCAUGAUCUACAAGGGCUUUUGGCGGUACUGGUCGGCUAAGGCCAUCAACUUCGAGACGCUUGAAACUAUGGAGUUCAACCGCGUGGCACUGGUCCGGAACUUGGGUUUGAGUUUCAAGCAGAUGCGUUUGUUGGCCACUUUGGGCGGGAAUGACAUGAUCAAGUAUGAAGAGGUUCGACACUUCCAUUCCAAACUUGGACAUCCCAAGGAGAAGUUUCCAAGACUGGCCGACUUUGUACGGCAGCAACCACUGCCGGACACGCUGCAUCAGGAGGCGCCUCUAAGUGAAUUGCUCACACGGGUCUUUGGAAGAGCCGCCGUCAACAAUGACCUGAAGGAACGUUUUAAGGCUAGUUUGGAUUUCUAUGAAACGGAAUACCAAACUCCAGAUAUCAACGUGUCCAAUGAUCCCGUGGCCGAUAUGCUGUUCAAAUUGGAAAACACGUUCCUGUACCACAUUUGGAUCAAUCGACCCGUCAAAGUAACGGUAUUUUUCCUAGACAUGCGAACCGGAGAGUUCGGAGAGCAGUACCCGAAUUUGGUGAUUCCGAUAGUUAUGCGCAAGGCGGGUAUCAUCCUUUACCACAGACAGAUGCUUCCGGAUAGCUCAUCGCGUACGAUCGUCGCCAAAAUGAGUCACGAUGUUGGCCAUUCGCUCCAAACCUUGCCGGUUGAAUUUCCACAGCAUAUCGCACCGCCUCCUUUGUUGGAUCUGCUAUCGGAACAGGACGACAUCCAAGCAAGCCUGGAAGACAUCAAGCUGCAACUUUUCGGCUGGAUAGCUUCCGAUACCUUGGAUCAUCACCAAUUUAAAUCCAUACCGGAGCGUUUUCGAGUGCCUGUACUAACUCUCUACUUCCUGGUGGAGAAACACAUACUGCAAGUGUUCGAGGCGGACAUUCUUCUGCAGGUGGUUUACGACGUAGCGUUUCAAACGUACGAUUGCGAGAUGGUUCGGUAUCCAGCUAAACUAGGCAAACGGCCCUUCCGGCUAGCGUUCCUAUUCAUAAAGAUCUACAAACAAUUCAACAGGGCUGGUAACAUGCUGGGAUUCAAAAGGGAACCUUUCUAUAAUUUUGACGGAGUGCUUUUUCACAAUCGGUACGCGGAAUGGACGACACGUGGAGCUGGUAGUUUGGAGCAAAUUAAGGAUUUGAGGAUCUACGAUGGAUUGGUGGAUUAACGACUUGGGAUGGGCUUUGAGCUAGUCACGAGCAACUGAACAUGGCGUCCUUGAUUAUAAGAUCGAAAAACCAUGUAUAAAUAAUGGAAAUUUUGAACUGAUCAAUAUGAAUUGCAUACAAAUUUACAUCUUAAUAAUGAACUUCUUUUCUUUCGAUGACCCUCCAGUUGUACUCCAGACAAUACAAGUCGUCCUUUAAGAGUAGGCUUUGGAACGACGGAUAUCACCGGAGGAAAAGACUUGAGCUCACAAUAAACGCUUGAGAACUUGUGCGGGAACGGAUAGGAAAUUUUAUUCACUAACCAACUCUGUUACCAAUUGUUACAACCUAGGAUAGGACGUGACACCUGCAGCUUUCUAAUUUCAUAGCUUGCUGUCUUGUUUAUCUGCGUUGCUUAGAUUACUGGUAAACAAAGUGGUUCCUCUUAGGCAGACUAGUUGCCGAUUGCCUACUACAACAAAAGCUCAAACCAAAACAUUUUGAUGAUUUUUUUUUUCGAGGAGUUACGUCUGUUUGUCUGCGAUCAAACUUUCAAUGAAUCCAAAAAAAAACUACAUAGAAUUUUACUUUCAUAGGUUUUUAUUAUGACUGCUGGAAUGUCGUGGAGGAAAUGAGACAGAUGCUUAGAGGAGUUGAA
Messenger RNA from Aedes albopictus (Asian tiger mosquito), 2580 nucleotides. RefSeq lists its product as uncharacterized. Gene Ontology annotation, cellular component: nucleus. The coding region runs from base 26 to 1942 and encodes 638 amino acids. The record is from RefSeq and is a predicted model, not a curated record. The transcript is spliced from 3 exons. NCBI's taxonomy places the organism in Eukaryota, Metazoa, Arthropoda, Insecta, Diptera, Culicidae.